CCCGUCUGUCCCACGUUCCCCGUCUCAUGCCGUGGCGCAGCCGGGAAGACGGCCGUAGAUAUGGCCAUGAAGGCUGGGAUGACUGGAACACAGACCGGGAGAAUUGGAAGGCUUCGACCUGGGGCAAAGACACCAAGUCGGAGGCCAAUGGCAAGGUCGCGAAUGGCCACGCACAAACUGCAGCCGAGCGCUUUGCCGUGUUGGCACCAUCUGCCGAGAAGACCAGGCGCAAGGACUGGGAGAGCACGCGGCGAGAGGGGCCGAAGCGGCACGCCCCCGAGAGAGGCGACGGUCCCUCGACGUCCGCGACGGCACCUGUGAACCCACCGCUGUUGCAGCUGCCAAUCGACGAGUUCCGAGACAGGAUCCUGCGACACAUCCGCGAGAAUCGGGUGACACACAUCCAGGGCGAGACUGGUUGUGGCAAAUCGACUCGUCUGCCACAGUUCAUCUUAGAGGAUGCCCAGGAACGAGGUGAGGAGAUCCGUAUGGUGGUGACCCAGCCCAGGCGCAUGGCAGCUGUGACGCUGGCACGGCGGGUGGCCUCGGUACUGGGCGAGGACAUUGGCCAGGGGACUGUGGGCUAUAGGAUCAGUGGUGACACCAUCGAUGGAAAGCUUUGCUUCGUCACGGUGGGCUACUUGCUGCAGCGCCUGGUGAACAAUCCAGAGGAUUUCGACCGCUACACGCACGUGGUGCUGGAUGAGGUACACGAGAGAGGUGUAGAUGCGGACCUCCUGUCAAUGGUCAUCAAGCUGCUGAUGCAUUGCUGUCCCACCGUGAAGCUCAUCGUGAUGUCUGCCACCUUGCAGGCAUCGCUCUUUGCGGACUACUUUUCAUCCUUGCAGAGAAACCGGAAAGCGUCAGAGGUGCUGGCGGUCGGUGCUCGCUGCCACCCUGUUGAGCAACUCUUUUUGGACGACCUGGAGGAGCAGUUUGACUUUGCCGAGUCACGAGAUCGACGCAGCCUGGACAAUGCUCUCGAGGCGUUUCGCAGCCUCUCCAAAGGGAAAGGCAAGGGCAAGAGCAAAGGAGGUGACGACACCGGCUUCAAGCGCGUGGAGCCGCAGAUCUCAGAUGGUCUGAUGGAGGUGACCUGCAGCCUUGUGCAGCAGCUCGCAAAGCCAGGAUGUACAGUGAUUGUGUUUUUACCUGGAAUUGCUGACAUCACGACGCUCUUUGAGAACUUGGCUCCCUUGGACGACGCGCGUGAGCUGACUCGCGCUGGUGUGAUCAAGCGUGCGGAUUGCCCCAGGCUGCGGAUUUUUGCGCUGCACUCCAUGAUCCCUCGACAGGAGCAGGAGGAAGUCUUUAAUGAAGUGCCUGAGGAUUGUAGCCACAUCGUUUUGGCCAGCAACAUUGCCGAGAGCUCCCUCACAUUGCCGAAUGUCUGUGCUGUUGUCGACUUAGCACUGCGCCGUUCGGUACAGUACGACACUCGUCGGCUGAUGUGCUGUCUAGUGACCACGUGGUGCUCUCAAAGCUCCUGCAAGCAGAGAAGAGGCCGAGCAGGCCGCACGAUGCCGGGGCGUGCCGUUUGCUUGGUACCGCGGCGCUUCUUUGAGAAGCAGCUGCCGCUGUUUGACCCCCCGGAGAUGCUGAAUGCACCGCUGACCAAGCUCUACUUGCAGGCAAAGCAACUAUGCUCCACCCUCACUCGAGUGGCGGAUCGAGUGCAUCUACCGCCGGAAGUGCACAUGGAUGUUAGUGCGCCCAAGGCGCUUCUGCAAGAGGUGGUGCAACCUCCGUCGCUGGAAUUGUUGGACGCUGCCAUUUGGGAACUCGCCGCCGUUGGCUGCCUGACCACAGCGGAAGAGGAUGCGGACAUCACGCCCUUGGGACAAAUCGCCAUCGCUUUGCCCUGUGAUCUUCGCAUUUGCCGGUUGCUUUUCCUUGGAUGCCUUUUCAGAUGCCCUGCUGAUGCAUUGGCAAUGGCAGCAGGCCUCACUGCGCCAGAUCCUUUCAGUGCACCAUCUCUUUUGGUGUUGAAGGACCAAAGAGAAUAUGUGCAGAAGUUAGACCGCUCUUUUGCCGCGCGCCGCUGGUGCGAUCACGGGACUUUUUCCGAGCCCAUCAUGAUGCAUUCACUUUUUGUCGAGUGGAUUCGUGCUGGUGCCCCUCGUGGCGUGAAAGCCUUGGGCUCCUUCGUGAGAGACUGGUCCAUCAUUCCUAAGAAGUUCGAGUCUCUGACCACGGAUGCUACGGAUCUGACCGUCCGCUUCUUGAAACUCUUGAAACCUGGGGCUGCACGGAGCAAUUUGGAGGAGCUUCUUGCUGCUAUGCACCACAAGAUUGAUAGGGGUGAUGAUCUGCUUCGCGUCACUGGUCGCGGACGGGUCGAGCGCAUUUUUACAGGAGAUGUUGACAAGCUGCGGUCUUUGGUGGCCCUAGCCUUCAGCGACCAGAUGCUGCUGCACCUGAAUCCUCGAUGGGCGUGUGGUGGCCCCAAGAAGAAGCAAGAGGAGCAGUUGCUGGACCUGAUGCUAAAAAACAGCCUGGAUCCGCACAACACGGUUGGUAUUUUCGUGCCCACCGGCGAGGACGAGGACAGCAUCAGCGAGCUUGCGGCCAACAUGUGUGGAGAGCAGCCUGAGCAAGUUCUGGUGAUUGAGAAGGCCAAGAUGGCGCUGGUGUCCUUCCAGCACACUGCGGAACAGGAUGCGUUAGAUCACGAUGACGUGUUACUGUGGGAUGUGCCAUCCUCAAUCCAUCGGCUUCACAUGUUUGGAUCUGGUCGAUAUCGCUUUUUCGUUGAGAGGUCCGACAAGGAGCCAGUGGAGCUUUUCAAACCCAUCCAUCCUUUCAUGCUGCAGUGGGAUGUUCUCACCCAUCCAGGAGGAAGUGUGAACAACAAGAAGAAGCCUCCGACCGUCAAGGGCAUGUGUGACUGGCGGAACCCCUUGGGCUUUGCAUGCCACGUGGACGAGACGUUGCCUCCGACAGAGUUCGUGGGAUGCUGUGCUUCCGUUCAAGGUUUGGAGGGCGGGGCUCAGGCCUUUGUUGCGGGCUCGACUGUCUUGCCAUUAAGAUUUCUGCCUCUACUACUGACCACCCUUUGCCCAGAACGCUGGGCUUUGAACUGGGCGGUGGAUCAGAAUGGAGAGGUGUGGGGUGUCCGCAUAUUACAUCACGAGCUGGUGAAUCUGCCGGCGAAGACUUUGGCACCUGAGGUGCUGGAGGCGAUCAAUUUUCUCCGGGUACAGUUGCAGGAGGCCUUAUAUCCGGCAUCAUGGUGGGAUGAAUGGAACGAACCAUGGAAUGAGUCAGGUGCGCGGCACGCACGAGGCCCUAAGGACCGCGACGAUUUGGUGGAAACCCCUGACCUCAGCGAGUCUUUGCAGAGUCUCUUACAGAUGCUGCCUCAAGCUCAUGGCAAAUUACUCCAGCACCCCAAGAAGCUGAGAUGGCGACCUGCCGCUACAUUUUCAGAGGAGUGGGACGAUGAUUCACUCAGACCUUUACAACCACUUUCAACGGGCGAGGAUGGAUCUGAGGAGAUUGGCAGUAAGGAAUUCAAAAAUGUCAUUGAAUACCUCACUGCCCAUGGAGAGUGCUUGGUCAAAGAUUUACCAAAGAGCAUGCAGAAGAACAAGAAGCAAUUCGGAAAGAGGCCAGACCUUUUUGAGCUCCAGCAGACCAAAAAGGGCUCCCUUUUGGUCCGCCUUGCUGGUGCACCUGCCACUAAAAAGAAUGGCAAUCAGGGUCAAAGAGGCUCUGCACGAGCACAUGGCCGAGAGAAGCCGUUGGUGGACGCGAUUAUAAGGCUGCUGAAGGGUCGCAAGGAAGGUGGCCCCAUGGGCUUGGGGGAGCUUGGCUCCCAGGAGCACGUGAAGGAUCUCCUCACUCAGCAAAAGGUCCAGUUGCAGAAGAUCAAACCCUUUUUGCAAGCCUUUCCGUCGGUGUUUGAGAUGGGAGAAGACGGCCAUGGCCAGCUUGCUGUGCAGCUUUGUGGUGGCGGAUUCGAUUUCAAGAGCGUCCCCAAGAGCAGGAGCACCAAAGGUGCCCACCCUGGCUCCGGAAGGCGAAAAGGAGGCUCCCUGGUGACCGAACACAUCACCUCUCUUUGCUCUCAAUCUCCAGCACUUGCCGCGGAUUUUGAUGGCCGAGUAAAAGGCCUCCUGCAAGACAUCCAGGAGAAAGAAGGUGCUGACGGACUCGAUGAGUGCUUCGACAUGCUGCAUGAGUGGCUGAGCAAGAAGGAGGAGCGAAGCAGUAUCAACAAUUGGACUGCAUACAUCAUGAAGCUCCUGCGAAAUUGGAACCAGAUGGAAUGAAGACGUCCUUUUUUCCAGUCGUCAGUCGCUUUGAACACCUGACGACUUUUGUCUGAGCCGUCCUCAUGGCAUGUGGUGCGACAGCAACUGGGCAGUUGCAUGA
Molecule: messenger RNA, 4377 nt
Organism: Durusdinium trenchii
Lineage: Eukaryota; Dinophyceae; Suessiales; Symbiodiniaceae
Source: the annotation of a GenBank genome assembly